This is a messenger RNA of Abrus precatorius (Indian licorice), 1062 nucleotides long. RefSeq lists its product as uncharacterized. The record is from RefSeq and is a predicted model, not a curated record. NCBI's taxonomy places the organism in Eukaryota, Viridiplantae, Streptophyta, Magnoliopsida, Fabales, Fabaceae. Bases 73 to 729 code for a protein of 218 amino acids. The transcript has 6 exons.
GAGUUUGAGUUCAUAUUCAUAUAACUACGCUACUGCCAGUGAGGAUUAGGUUUUCAUCAUUUUCACCCGAAAAUGCCAAAGCGCAGAACCAAGAAAACCGCUAAAGCAAGCGAAUCAAUACCGAACCCUCAGCCUCAAUUCAUCGACCUCGAAAUUCAAGCAAUGGAGCGACAAAUCGCAGCCAUUAGAGCGGUUCGUGACGUGGAGAUCGAGCACUUGCUCACCGAGUUACGAUUGCUUCGCUCUUGCUUCGACCAGGAACAACUCCAGAAACCCCUCUUUCAGGUCUUCCAAGAAACCCUACCUAACCUCUCUCUCGUCAAUGACGAGAGCAACAACAAACUCGAUGUCAAAUGGAGAGAGAAAGAGAGCUGCGCCGAUGGAUUAGACGUCCACGCUUCUUUGCUCCAACGGUUGUCCAUUGCCUCCAUCCCCCGCUUCCCUGGUUUUGAAUAUUCCACCAAUACAGGGAGAAUGAGCUUUAUUGGUGCUGAUAACUUGCAUCUCAAGGACAUUGUUUUGGAAGAGCCAUCUGAAACUCAGACACUGGCAAUGCAAGAAGGUCUUCAGACUCCUGGUGUAAGUAGUCAGAGGUUGUCUGUUGGAAUGACACCCAAAACACUUAGGCUGCCCAAACCUGGCGAGAUGCUUCUCUCCGUCCACGGAUCACCUUUAGGUGUUUACAAGGAAAAUAACAUGGAAGCCAUACAUGAAUCAGAGGAGGGUUGAAUUCCGUUGUCCUCCAAGAACAAGCUAUACAAGUCUUUAUAAGCACGGAGCAAUACCAUUUCCAUCAUCACUGUAGAAGAGGGUUACCUGAAAAUUAGUGGUGCUUUGUUAUUAUUCAUUUAGAUCAGACUAAAUGCAAGCAUUGAUUUUGGCCUUCCAGCUUUCCCAAAAUUUGGAAUGGGAUGCAGUUGGAACUUGGAAUGGAAAAAAUCCUGAAGGGUUGUCUGAUUACUGUUGUGUUUUGUAUAUUGUUUGUAAUUAUAGAACAAUUUGAUUUCAACCUUAAUUCGUGCCUUCUCACAGUUGAAAAUAUGGGCAGUUACGGUUUCAACU